AUGAAGAAUUUUCCUGUGUUUGUGUUUCCUGUGUCGUUGGAAUUUUAUUUUAGCGCAAGACAUACUCAUAAGCAACUAUUAACUGUUUAUAAUCCAUAUGACUUUUCCGUGAAUUUUAAAGUACUAUGUACGUCUCCAAACAAGUUUACUGUUAUUGACCCAGAGGGAGUGAUAGCUCCUCAAAGUUGUAUAGAUAUUGUUGUACGUUAUACUCAACCCUGCGUGUCGCAUUGCAAUACCACAGAAAAGUUUAGAAUUACUAUGUAUGAUAGAAAUACUCAACAGGCUUUGGGUAAAAGAGAUAUUCCUACGAAAUUGAUAGAAGGUGAACCAUCAAACUCAAAUCCUGAAAGCUUAGGUGACAGUUUUCACCCAUUAACAACAAAGGCAGGUGCUUUACAACCUUCUGAAGAUCAUGGACGACUAAUAUGCAACCAUCCUUCACAUCACAGAGAACAACAACCAAUUAAUGUUGUAGCUGUUGCAGUCAGUAUAUGUUGUAUAGCUGCGUUAUUACUGCCUACUCAGCCUGAGCAAAUCGUAAAGUCACAAUGGCCAGAAUGGUUGCACAUUGGAUCCAACCUCAAAUUAGUAUUUUCAUUUGUACUAGGACUUGUAAGUAUGUUGGUAUUAAGACCA
This is a messenger RNA of Brenthis ino (lesser marbled fritillary), 639 nucleotides long. Lineage: Eukaryota; Metazoa; Arthropoda; Insecta; Lepidoptera; Nymphalidae. The record is from the annotation of a GenBank genome assembly.